Amblyraja radiata (thorny skate) is the source of this 2521-nucleotide messenger RNA. RefSeq names its product shisa family member 3 (gene shisa3). The coding region runs from base 725 to 1525 and encodes 266 amino acids. The transcript has 2 exons. The record is from RefSeq and is a predicted model, not a curated record. Lineage: Eukaryota; Metazoa; Chordata; Chondrichthyes; Rajiformes; Rajidae.
GCUGGGUGCAAAGCAAAGAUUAUAGAGGAGUAUCUUUGGUGCAAAGCAAGGGGCCGUGACAUGGCGCGGCCUCGCCCCUCCUCACGGCAUCCGCAAAGUACCCAGAGGUUUGCUCUUGGCAGGGGGCAGGGGAGGAACAUUUGCAACCAGUUGUCAGGCGGUCAAUGGUUAAAUUUAGCGUUCUGGCUGCAGAGGACAAUUCGACGCGUCAAAAGCACAAUCAGGCGCUGGAAGAAAUCAGAUCCGCUAAUAAUGUCGUGCACGGUGGAAUAAUACUGGGGACUUAUUUUAGAUACUGGAUCAUUGCACUGUCCUGACGCAAAUUAGAUCAGCUCCGCACCGUCCUGAGGCGAGUCGGCCACCUGAGUGUUGCCGGAGCUGCGCGCCCAACACGGGGCAGACUCGACUUCCCUGCCGCUCGCACUGGGAAAAGGGCGCCCACUCCACUCACCAUUGUUUGGAGUCAUGGACAGCGACAGCCCUUCAGCCAACUGAAAACCAAACCCGGUGUGUUAUUUUGCUCGAGUUGGUUUUUGUUUGAAGAAGAAACAAAUAAGCGUCGGGGACUGUUAUGAAUGUCUGCACUCGUGGGGGAGAGAACUUCCGAAAACAAAAUCAACGUGCAACAAUGCCGAGUGCAACAGUUGCACUGGAGUGAAACCAGAGCCGAAGAGCAGAGGGAGGCUGAUCCGGAGCCGGAGCCGUGUUAGCCCAGCCGCUCGGGAUGGUGACGGGGGUGUCUCCAUGCCUAUUGCUCGCCUUCCUCACCUGUGGCGUGGCCAUCUGCGGCGGCCAGGGCGAGUACUGCCACGGCUGGAUUGAUGGCGCCGGCAAGUGGCACGACGGCUUCCAGUGCCCGGAGGACUACGACGGCGCGGACGCGGCCAUCUGCUGCGGCUCUUGCUCCCUGCGCUACUGCUGCGCGGCGACAGCCGCCAGGUUGGCCCAGGGCCGCUGCACCAACGACAGGGAGCGGCACGACGUCAACCCCGCGGCACAGCCCAUCUAUGUGCCGUUUCUCAUUGUAGGCUCCAUAUUUAUUGCUUUCAUCAUCCUGGGCUCACUGGUGGCAGUUUACUGCUGUACCUGCCUCAGACCCAAACAACCAAAUCCGCAGCCAAUGCGAUUCUCAAUGCGGAGUCGCCAGACAGAGACUAUCCCCAUGAUCCCGACUUUCACAAACCCGAGGACCCCCUCCCGGCAGUCCAGCACGGCGACCAGCUCCAGCUCCACCGGAGGCUCCAUUCACAGGUUCUCCAUCAGCAGGUCGGAGCCGGGACACGGCUGCCUGGUCCCUUCUCCCCCACCUGCUUACAGCUCCCCCGGCUGCCUGCAAACCGGACAGGGCUUGCACCUCAACCAGGCUCAGGGAUUCCUGGUUCCCCAGCAGUACUUCGCCUACACCCUGCAACCAGAGUCGUUCACGACGGGCAAAAGUUUCAGCGACUUCACCCAGAACCGCUUGAAGCCGCAGAGCACGUCUUCGCACAACGCCGAACAAGUGAAAUACAAUCCGGGUUUAUAAGAGGGCAUUUUGGAAAGGGAUCGUGUUUACCAAGGCAGCGGCGUGAAGCAAACCCCUCUCCCCUUUGGAAAGAGCUGUUUGGCAGUCGUGGUGCUGGAUGUAGUCUCCAGUCAGCUAGACAACCGGGAGCGUGAAAUCCAGCAGAAAUGUCCGAACAAUUGGAUGAAAGUUUAUCCAACCUUAUCCACUCCGGCUACGACCAAAGGGGAAAAUAACCAACAUUGGCCAGUUAUUUCACGAAGUGUCUUGAAGAUGAUCAAUUGGUUCAACGUUAUCCCUUUAUCGUGUUAAUGCUCACAUUUCACCGUGCAUUAAAAAAAGAAAAGAAAACUAAACUAUAUUAAAGUCGUCAAGAAUAACGGAUGGCAUUAACAAUGACAUUAAAAUCAUCGUUGAACCAGCAAGCCAUCUCUCUGGAGGCGCGGCAGGGUAGAGGGGUACCGCGUUUCACUGCAAAGUGUCUACCGUUGACGACCGACCACCAGCGGACACACCGCCAAUGCGAUGAAUGAAUAUUAGAAUUAUGAAUCUCAUCCCUGCCGCCAAAACCACACUUGCAGACCCGCCUGAUAAAGUGAACACAAGUUUUGCGAUCCCAGGUAAUACCAGAAUCCUCCAGGAAUUCUCCGUGGAAUACCCCACAGAACUUGAAAAUAAUAUCAACUCAAGCGGGUCGUUUACUUUAUUUUAAUUCGGCCAUAUACUUACUGUUUUUCUCUUUUUAUCACUUAUCUAAAUAUUGAAAUUUUAAAAUAUUAAUUUAUAGAGGUAUGUGCAACUAAUUCUCGAUUCUGACCCAUCCUCCAUAUAUUUACAGGACAUCAAAAUUACAAAUUAUUUUAGUAAUCACUUUACCAUUUUUAUUAAAAGACUAAACUAAAGUUAUAGUGGAAAAAUGCAUAGGAAUAUUUUAUAAAAUGUCUAUUCCAAAAUCAUGUUAACUUAAAGAUCUGAAAUUAAAAUUGUGUUAAUAAAACACUGCAAAAUAUAAUUGUA